Arvicola amphibius (Eurasian water vole) is the source of this 3460-nucleotide messenger RNA. RefSeq names its product secretory carrier membrane protein 1 (gene Scamp1). The record is from RefSeq and is a predicted model, not a curated record. Gene Ontology annotation, biological process: protein transport. The coding region runs from base 144 to 1160 and encodes 338 amino acids. Lineage: Eukaryota; Metazoa; Chordata; Mammalia; Rodentia; Cricetidae. Gene Ontology annotation, cellular component: recycling endosome membrane; trans-Golgi network membrane. The transcript has 10 exons.
UGGCAGGGCCGGCUAGGUGGCCCGCGAGCUGCACCCGGAUCUGCGCGGCGGCGGCGGCGACGUGAGCGCGCAGGGGGGCGGCGGCCUCGCCUCGUCUCUGUCUCGGCGCCGGGCUCGGGUGGGUGACGCGCAGUGCCGGGGCGAUGUCGGAUUUUGACAGCAACCCGUUUGCGGAUCCAGAUCUCAAUAAUCCGUUCAAGGAUCCCAGAGUUACCUCAGUGACAAGAAAUGUGCCACCAGGACUUGAUGAAUACAAUCCCUUCUCAGACUCUAGAACGCCUCCACCAGGCAGCGUGAAAAUGCCUAAUGUACCCAACACCCAGCCAGCAAUAAUGAAGCCAACAGAGGAACACCCAGCUUACACACAGAUCACAAAGGAACAUGCCUUGGCUCAAGCUGAACUCCUCAAGCGCCAAGAAGAGCUGGAGAGAAAGGCUGCGGAGUUAGACCGCCGAGAACGGGAGAUGCAGAGCCUGAGUCAGCAUGGGAGAAAAAAUAAUUGGCCACCUCUUCCUAGCAAUUUUCCUGUGGGACCUUGUUUCUAUCAAGACUUUUCUGUAGACAUUCCUGUAGAAUUCCAGAAGACUGUAAAGCUUAUGUACUACUUAUGGAUGUUCCAUGCUGUGACUCUGUUCCUAAACAUCUUCGGAUGCCUGGCUUGGUUCUGUGUUGAUUCUUCAAGAGCAGUUGACUUUGGACUGAGUAUCCUGUGGUUCUUGCUUUUUACCCCCUGUUCAUUUGUCUGUUGGUACAGACCGCUGUACGGAGCUUUCAGGAGUGACAGUUCCUUCAGGUUCUUUGUCUUCUUCUUCGUGUAUAUUUGUCAGUUUGCUGUCCAUGUUCUCCAGGCCGCAGGAUUUCAUAACUGGGGAAACUGCGGUUGGAUUUCUUCCCUUACUGGGCUCAACAAGAACAUCCCGGUCGGAAUCAUGAUGAUCGUCAUCGCGGCUCUGUUCACGGCCUCUGCGGUUGUCUCGCUCGUCAUGUUUAAGAAGGUACAUGGACUGUAUCGCACAACAGGUGCUAGCUUUGAGAAGGCCCAGCAAGAGUUUGCAACGGGAGUGAUGUCCAACAAAACUGUCCAGACUGCGGCUGCAAAUGCAGCUUCAACUGCAGCAACCAGUGCGGCACAGAACGCCUUCAAGGGUAACCAGAUGUAGAGCGCCUCUCCGCAGUGCGCUGUUACCAUGGGACUGUAUUUUUCUCCAGUUACUGUAUUCUACAGAUAUUUCUAUGUUGGAAACACACAGUACACACAGCAUGGGUAUUUCCUAUUCACGUGUGCAUGGUCUAAAACCAGAGAAACUUCCUCAUCUUAUUUCUUUGCCUAAUAGUUUCUUAAUAUUUCCACGCCCCUCACAGAAGAAAACUCUCAUCUGCUAAAUAAAUAUUCUCCAUAUUUUUGGGGGAUGGUGUUCUCAGAUCAUUUCCGUGGUGACACACUGAAAUGAGUGUGUGACUUAAGAUUUAAAGGGCACUCGAUACCAACCACAGUAGUUCUCCCAGGAGUCAGUAGAGAGGAGGAUUAGACAUUGGAAAUGAAACCAUGUUUGUUUCUUUUUCUCUAUAUUAAUAUUGCAGGAACGAGGCCAGCAAAGACUUGGGUGUUUUUAAAUUGGCUUUCUUUCUGAAGUUCAGUCACAGUGAAGAGCCCGUGUGCUUUGUAGUAGAUAAUGUAUAUUUUAUCUCUUAUUUUAUUUUUAGACUAGUUGAUAUUUUGAUAACAACCUCUGAUCUUGCAUGGGUACCAUGUCUCUUGAGUGAAACGAAUUAGUAUUUUGGGUUCUGUACUGCUUAUAGUGGUAGGAGCUGGGGCUCUUUAUAGAAUCAGAAAUGGUUUUCUGUAAUAGUUUCUUUUAAGUAAAAAUUUACUGGAGUAUAAAGAUUUUAAUAUAAUGUGCAGUGCAUUAUCCAAAAGAGAAGGUAGUGAAUUGGUGCAAUAGAAUAUAGUGAUAAUUCCUUUACCCCUCUUAGUUUUCUGUAGAAUUUUACUGUAUGGAAACUUUGGUAUAUUCUUCUGGCUAAUCUUCUUAAUUGAACUGGGAUUAUGUUUGGCAGCUUUGUGUGUGUGUGUGUGUGUGUGUGUGAGAGAGAGAGAGAGAGAGAGAGAGAGAGAGAGAGAGAGAGAGAGAGAGAGAGAGAGGAGAGAGAUUUUGGCACAGGUAUUAAAGACUAGCCUAACCCUUGAAUAAAAAGAACAUACAGUAUUUAAGGGAUUUCUAUUUGAGCCUCUCACUCUUAGUUGCAUUAAAAAAUAAAAGACCCAGCCCUUCUAAUAUACUUGAUUUCUUAAUGUAUCUGCCAUUUACUUUCUGAGACAGACUAAAUAUGUAUAAAGCAUCACACAAAGCAGGAAAGUACAAGUAUAGUUAAAUGUGUUAAUUAUUCAUAUAAUCAUAUUGACAUUGUUACGUGCAGCACAAGCCGAUGUGAGUUCAGACUUUUAAUCAUUUUUAAUAAUGAUUAAAUGUCUCAAAAACAUUUAUAAGUCAUACUACCUUAUUUUGGAAGUCUUACUAGUUUUAGAUUGCAGAAUGAUAGGUUGUGAUUCAUCCAAGUUGAUUUUAAGCAAGGAUGGGUUGCCGAGACAGGCUAACUUUUAAAAAUGGGCUUAAAUGAUUGAGACACUAUUCUUUUCCCCAAAGCUGGAGUCAGGGAGUUUCAUGUUGGCUGGGGCACAGUUCGUGGGCUACAUGUAGAAGGCUCACAUAUCCACCCACAUGGGCUACAUUAGAUUUGCUUGGAAAUUUACUGAGUAUUGGAGAUACUUCUUUUAUUUGUCUCUGAAGUACAAAUGAAAGACACAUCAUGUUUAAAAAAUACUUUCCUUCAAAAAUGGAAACGUUCCUCAUUAUUAAGUGGCAAAGAAUAGAUAGUUAUAACAUACUGUGUUUUUGUGUAUGAACAUUGUUGUUCAUUGAACUGUUGUUCAAUUCAGUUGUUGGGUUCAUACAAGUUUGAAAGAGAUUAUGUUGUUUGAAACCACACAGGAGCAUUGAAGUGUUGGUGGUGUCUGCGGCUGGGUCAUGUGCAAAAGCAUCUUGAAACCCUGCUUUACUAUUCUCUCAACAACAACGGUAAUAGUGCAUCUUUGCGGAAAGACGGCUAGUGUUUCUAUUUAAUACCUGCACCACAGUCAUGAAAUGAGCUUUGUGUAGACCAGGCAUCCUUGUGACUUUUCAGUUUUCGAUAUUAAAUGGUGGCUGUUUUAUUUAAACUGGGGUCUGAACACUGGGAAAUCACUGUUUGGAGAUUUGUGGCGUGGGCUUGGUUUAUUUCCUAGGGGUGUUUGUGUGCUUUGUUGGUGAGCAACACUGCGCUGCCCUCGUGGCAACUGUCACGGUUCUGUGUAAAUGCCCUCAUGUGUCCCUCUUAUGUUGCAUGUUUUCAGUGGUUUGGAAGUUUUGUAUAUUUAUUGUAUUAAUGCAGAGUGUCAUAAAAUAAAAUAAUGUUUACUGGA